UUCUUUAAUCAAGAAAGAUUUGGAAGGGCACGAUUUCGAAUUCGAAGGCUCAGAGAAGAAGAAGAAGAAGAAGAAGAAGCUCCUCGAAAAUUCCAAUCGAAUUGAUCAUCCAAAAACAGGCGACACAGUGUAGGGAGAGAUAAUGUUCUACAGAGGAUAUGGAGAUGGUCCUGAUGGGCGUGAGAUGGGACCUAAGCGUCAAAGAAUGAUUGAUCAAGGUCCUCCUGGACCAUUCUAUGGACCUCAUCCUGGUUCUGGCUUUAUGUAUAACCCUUAUGGUUUUGUUCCUCCUCCUCCACCUCCUCCUUUUCCUGUGGUUCGACUCCGUGGUUUACCCUUUGACUGCGCUGAGCUUGAUGUUGUAGAGUUUUUUCACGGUUUAGAUGUGGUUGAUGUCUUGUUUAUUCACAAGAACAAUAAGCUCACUGGUGAAGCCUUUUGCGUUCUUGGUUAUCCCCUCCAGAUUGAUUUCGCUCUUCAUAAGAACAGGCAGAACAUGGGGAGGAGAUAUGUCGAAGUUUUUAGGAGUACUAAACAAGAGUACUAUAAGGCUAUUGCUAAUGAGGUUGCUGAAUCACGUGUCCAUGGUAUGGCUAGUGGGGGUGGCGGUGGUGGCGGCAAUGGCGGUGGGGGUGGAGGUGGAAAUGGCGGUGGAGGCGGGGUAAGUGGUGCAAGUCCACCUCGCAGCAGACAUGUGCAGAGGGCUAGGUCGAGUGAUGAUGGGAAAGAGAAUUUUGAGCAUACGGGUAUCUUGAGGUUGAGAGGAUUACCGUUCUCAGCGGGNGUGUAUGGUUUCAAAUUCAAUCCUGAAUCACUUCGGUUUCAUCUUCUGAUAUGGAGAUGGUCCUGA
This is a messenger RNA of Camelina sativa (false flax), 850 nucleotides long. The record is from RefSeq and is a predicted model, not a curated record. Lineage: Eukaryota; Viridiplantae; Streptophyta; Magnoliopsida; Brassicales; Brassicaceae.